Messenger RNA from Musa acuminata subsp. malaccensis (wild Malaysian banana), 1166 nucleotides. Its product is annotated as truncated transcription factor CAULIFLOWER A-like. Gene Ontology annotation, biological process: positive regulation of transcription by RNA polymerase II. Gene Ontology annotation, cellular component: nucleus. Gene Ontology annotation, molecular function: protein dimerization activity; DNA-binding transcription factor activity, RNA polymerase II-specific; RNA polymerase II cis-regulatory region sequence-specific DNA binding. NCBI's taxonomy places the organism in Eukaryota, Viridiplantae, Streptophyta, Magnoliopsida, Zingiberales, Musaceae. The record is from RefSeq and is a predicted model, not a curated record.
AACAGGAGUUGCUUCUUCAUCUCCUCCGCCUUUGAUACGCUUCUUUCCCUUAGAACGGAGGGCGAAGACGGCGCCUUCAUCUUUCUCUCUCUCUGAGGAGCGCACACUGUUAGGGUUCGUUCUUGGUUCCAAGAAGAGAAAGAAGAAGAAGAAGGAGAAGGUGAGUGAUCGAUGGGGAGGGGGAGGGUGCAGCUGAAGCGGAUCGAGAACAAGAUCAAUCGGCAGGUGACGUUCUCGAAGCGGCGGUCGGGGCUGCUGAAGAAGGCGCACGAGAUCUCCGUCCUCUGCGACGCCGAGGUCGCCCUCGUCAUCUUCUCUCCCAAGGGGAAGCUCUACGAGUACUCCACCAACUCCAGCAUGGAAAAGCUUCUUCAACGUUACUAUGAAUCUUCAUAUGCAGAACGAGCUCUCGUAGAAGCAGAUCCUCGAUCGCAGGUAAGUUGGUGCCAUGAGUAUGGAAAGUUGAAGGCCAAGGUAGAGGCUCUACAAAAGAGACAAAGGCAGCUCAUGGGAGAAGAACUGGAAGCUUUGACUCUUAAAGAACUCCAGCAGCUGGAACGACAGCUUGAUACAUCUUUAAGGCUCAUGAGAUCAAGAAAGAAUCACUUGCUGUUUGAUUCAAUCGAGGAGCUUCAAAGAAAGGAAAAGUCAUUGGAAGAGCAACACAGCAUUCUGGAGAAGAAGAUCAUGGAGAAUGACAAUAAUCACAAGGCUUCUAAAGACUCUCUCCCCACCCUCAACACCAGAACUUACCCAGAGAGAGCUGCGGUUGGAGUGGAGCGACCUGUCCAGCCCGGUGCCGGUAAGAAGAGUGAUAGUUUACCUCCAUGGAUGCUUAGCCAUGUCGAAGGAAGAUGAGAACUUUCCACCAUUGGCAACCUGAGCAUUAGCUAACAUGGUUAAAGCUCCAUCAGCCAUGAGGGUGUCUUACAUCGCAUCGAUGAGUUGCUGCAGUGAUGAGAGAGGUGCCACUUGAUGCCUUGUCUUUUUCUUCAUCUUCUCCUGAACUAAAUCUAUGUAUCCUCCUCAUGCUCUUUGUUUAGUGUGGUUGUCAUGUUUGUGAGAUCAUCUGUUCCCCGUAUUUCUAUGUACAGCUAUACAAAAUCCCUUAGAACAGUAUAAUGAGACCCCAUUUAGCUUUCAAAGCCGAAGAUAGAAAUCUUAUA